Molecule: messenger RNA, 1443 nt
Organism: Dendroctonus ponderosae (mountain pine beetle)
Lineage: Eukaryota; Metazoa; Arthropoda; Insecta; Coleoptera; Curculionidae
Gene: Pino
Product: protein pinocchio
Exons: 6
Coding region: 107-712 (201 amino acids)
Source: RefSeq, a predicted model, not a curated record
ACCAGACGUCCUUUUCUAGCAGAAAGGUUUCUUUAUGAGGUCAGCUGGUGGCGUCCUGUCGAAAAUUCGAAUUUCCUUUUAAAACCAAAUCCCUGCUGUUUCAACGAUGCUGAGAGUUCAAAGUAAAUCGCACUUGGAGGACCUCGAUGGAUUCACUGAAUUCGAGGACGACAUUCAUUUCGAUUCUGAUGAUCCAGACUUUGAACAUCACAGCUCACUUCACAACAUUUUCUUUGAGAAUCAGGCUCUUGCGAUUAGGGCUGGCACAACUUUGGUACCAUCAAAGAUGUCUUUAGCCAGUGUGCAUCAUCCAGCUGACAUCCAUUCGAGCCGUAGCUCGUUGUCCACUUUCAGCCACAGUAUGGACGAUAUCGCCUCCUGGGGCUACAAUCAUGCUCAUGAGGCUGUUCUCACCAUCGAAGAGCUGCGGAAUCAGCUCAACUGCUGUUUCUCCUGCGGCGUGUCUUGGGCGGAAAGCCACGUUUCUUUGGAUUGCUCCGAAUGCGGAGGCUACGCCAUGGAAAGACCCUGCCCUAAGUGCGAAGGAGCCUGCGGCGCCGUGUGGAAAAGAGAUUUAAGCAUGUCUCAUGCUAGUUCGAAAGCUAGAUGGUCAGGCGAGUGCGCCAAAUCCCAACAAAGAGAACAACCAUCCGGUUCUCCAAUCUCGCAAGAACUGAGUAGUCGAUUGGAGCGUCUUAAUGCCACCUCAUGACGCCAUUUUACUCUAUAAUCUACAAUUAAGCUAGGCUAUAACGCACUCGCAUAGUAUACGGGGAGUUAUUUAUUUAGUUAAUUUCAUAGCCGAUGCAAUCAUCAACCACUUUUUUGACUCUAACGCGUCGAAGGGAGUUACAUACAACUCAUUGCCGAUAUUUCAAAUGUUCUUCACAUAGGAAUCACCGCCCCCAACGUUACGUUUUAAAUUUCUUGCGUUCAAGGAAUAUUUCAAUCAUGUUUUACAUUAAAACCAUUUUUUCGGUAUCGUAUGCCAGCUCGUAAAUUUACGUUAAAAUAAUUCUAGUCUUAAUUAGAACGUAGUUUUAAUUGACCAUGAGCUUCGUCACAUUUUGAUACAGGAUCAAAUAUUCGACAUUCCUUUUAAAACUAUGUUACUGCCUAGCGAAAUUGAAGAAUCGAACUUCGCCGGUUUAAAUGCCUUCUAGCUAAUGAAAUUUGAUUGUUUUCCAACCAGUCCGCUAACACAAAGCAAAGGUAAAUGGUCUCAAUCUGGUGGUGGCUUUUGUAGGCCAACGACUAUCGUAACUGUAUUUCUAGAAAAAUGUAUCUCAUUGUUGUAAGGUAGAUAUUUGUACUUUUUGGACUAAAUAUAAGUACAUUAAAAAUCGUUUUUCUAAUUGACGUAGUUAGAAUUACAUGUAUCUUUUUGUAUGACUGAUAUUUGUUUUGAAUAUGUAUUCAUUAUUCAAUAAACGAUGAAAUGUA